Molecule: messenger RNA, 825 nt
Organism: Rhododendron vialii
Lineage: Eukaryota; Viridiplantae; Streptophyta; Magnoliopsida; Ericales; Ericaceae
Exons: 2
Coding region: 1-825 (274 amino acids)
Source: RefSeq, a predicted model, not a curated record
AUGGGCAAGUUGAUGCGCAUCGUGGAACGGUUCUGCGCUCUUGAAGAAUUUUACGCGGACCGCGCGGCUCAAAGGCUAACAAACUCAACUACAAGCCUCCCAACGGUUACACCUCAGUUGCCAGCACCAGUCGCACCGCAGCAACCUCAGCCAAAGAAACUUGUCCACAACAUCAAGGAAGGAAAGAAGCACCAGCCGAAGUACAUCAAUCGAACCAAAACACCCACCCAACCACCUGCUGGCAAUCCCAACCCAAAUGAACAGCGGCCAACGAUACACGUUAUUCACGGCCCCGUGACAAAGGAAUCUGAAACUAACCUUCGGGCCGACCUCAACUGCGCAUCCACUUCCAAGCAAGUACUUGCGGUAGGACCUGGAUCCAAAUGUCCACGUCUAGAAGAGUUACCCAAAUGGACAAUAACUUUUACCGAGCGCGAUCUAGAACAUGUGCAAACACCACACUCCGACGCUCUCGUCGUAACCAUCCAAAUUGGAGUUCAUGACGUUAAGCGCGUUCUAAUCGAUCAGGGAAGCUCGGCGGAGGUCAUGUACUAUGACUUGUUCAAAAAGCUUGAUCUCCCAAAAUUGGCUUUGCAACCCGCCGAAAUACCCCUCAUCGGAUUCAAUGGAGCAUCCGUUUGGCCACUUGGUCGAAUCUUCCUACCAGUCGUCGUUGGCUCAAAAACGUUGAGCGUCAAAUUCAUCGUCGUCAACGUACCUAGCUCAUACAAUGCAAUUCUUGGCCGAACUUGGCUACACGGCAUGCAAGCAAUCGCCUCAACCUACCACCAGAUCGUUCGCUUCAUCGGUAUCAAUGGGAGAUAG